CGCUCGCGAAGAUAGGACCCUAAUAAACAAAUUAUUUCGUCUUGUGAAAUUUCGAGCGCUUGUACUUUGAACUCUUAAACCGUCAAGGCCAGGAUGACUGAUUGCAGUCUUUGCCAGUACGUUGGAUUAAUUGUUCGAUACUAUUUGUACGCAUGGCUGAUCGGAAUUGGAGUUUGGUUCCUGUUGAUUCUGGCCACCAAAGUAGGAGCCGAUGGAAAUAAGUUCAAAUACUACGCAAAGUAUGGAAUGAUCUAUUUUGCGACUCAAGCUUUCACCACGCUGUACGUACCAAUUUCUCUACUGAGACCUCGAAAUCCAGCUAACGCACGAAUAAUCUCCACUAUCGUGUCGCACGCGUCGUCUCUUCUACCGAUUACGUGGGAGUUGCGAAAUGCUAAAAUCUUGAAAGAGGCCAAAGGAGCAGUAGUAAUGGCCAAUCAUCAGACAUCGAUGGAUAUUUUGGGUCUCAUGACACUCUGGAGCACCCUGCGGAAUGUAGUUUCGAUCGCGAAAAAGGAGAUGUUCUUCAUUUUACCCUUCGGUCCGGCAGUUUGGUUGGCCGGGAUAACCUUCAUCAAUCGUCAGAAUCGGACAUCCGCCAUGAAAACGUUGGACGGUUGCAAACGUCUGAUGACCGAGAAGGGUUACAAAAUGUAUCUCUAUCCGGAGGGAACCCGUUAUCCGGAGAGGGGGAUGUUACCGUUUAAGAAGGGUGGUUUCCACACGGCCAUUCAGGCAGGUGUCCCCAUUAUUCCGGUGGUGUUCUCCCAUAUGUACUUUAUCGAAUCGAAGAAGUACAUCUUCAAACCGGGUCACGUGAUAAUCAACGUUUUGGAACCGAUACCGACCAAGGGCAUAACUAAGGAUAACUUGAAUGAUCUGAUUACGCGUACCCGGGAUGUUAUGCUGAGUGAGUAUGAGAAACUGUCAGCCGAGAUGGAUGCCAACCUGGUCGACCCGAAAUGGCUGCGGAGUGAGCGUCCAAGGUUAGCUAUUUACGAUGGUGAUAAAAAAUCAAACUAAAUAAAUCAGUUUUGCUAUAUGUAAUCAGUUGAUAGAUAACUGCAUUGCCAGUGUUCUGGAUUUUUUGUUGGCUUUGCUUUGUAAUUUGGUGCUUAUCACCGCCUAAUUUAAUCGUGUCUUUGAAACGAAAUGGACUGAUAGGGAACAUAAAAGAUAAUACGAUACUAACCGAAUAAUCAACCGAACUAAGCGAUUUGAGUAAUGUGGAAUUUCAAUAGAA
Molecule: messenger RNA, 1243 nt
Organism: Topomyia yanbarensis
Lineage: Eukaryota; Metazoa; Arthropoda; Insecta; Diptera; Culicidae
Product: 1-acyl-sn-glycerol-3-phosphate acyltransferase-like
Exons: 4
Coding region: 94-1023 (309 amino acids)
Biological process (GO): phosphatidic acid biosynthetic process
Cellular component (GO): endoplasmic reticulum
Molecular function (GO): 1-acylglycerol-3-phosphate O-acyltransferase activity
Source: RefSeq, a predicted model, not a curated record